This is a messenger RNA of Cylindrotheca closterium, 867 nucleotides long. Lineage: Eukaryota; Bacillariophyta; Bacillariophyceae; Bacillariales; Bacillariaceae. The record is from the annotation of a GenBank genome assembly.
AUGCCUUCAAUAUUCAAAAAACUAUCAUCCAAGCGCAAGUCUACAGGUAUAAGCAAGAAAAAGUCGUCUGACCAAUCCAGCAUCUUCCGCCUGAAGAAAUCUUCCAACGAACAAAAACCCACCAUUGAUCCCCCAACCACCAGCAGUGAUGGAGGGCAAUUCGAACAGCCAUGCCUCACAUGGACGUCAUCCUUUGAGUCGGCAGCAGAGUCGCAAGUCAUUGUUCCCUCAUUUUCAAACUCCAGUGAUGAAUCCUCUUCGCAAUCCGAAAUUGAAUCAUUGAAACAAUCCCAUUCGGAAGAAUUAGAACGAAUGUCCGCCCAAAUCUCCAAACUCGAAAAGGCCAAUGAAAGCUUGAAAAUGGAAAAAGAAACUUCAGAACAAGCCAUGCUGGAACAAGAAAGUGAGAUCAUUCAAAAGAACUCGGAAAUCAUCAGUCUGAGCGAUUCUCUAGCAAAGACGACGGCCAAGGUCGAAGAAGAAGAAUCAUCAUCCACCACAAAUAAUACUAGGGCAAGGACACUCUCGGAAGAGAUUUUCGGUAAUGAAUACCAACGAAAGUACGAAACUGUUCAGACCAUUGUUUAUCAUCAAGAGCUUGACAUUGUCACCAAGGCGGAAGAGAUUUCCUAUCUGCAAAGCGCCUUGCGAGCCCAAGAGCUCCAGCAUGGUGCUCAAUUGAGAAUGCUUCAGGCCAAGCUGCUCGAACGAGAAGACGAAAUCAAAUCUCUGAAGGACGAAUUGACCGUGACGAGUCAGCUCGUGUCCCAAACGGCAAGUAUGCUAUUGAAACAUCAGAAAAAGGACGCUGGCUAUUUGGAAUAUUGGACUUCUGGGAGGAGCUGCAAUCACACCAAAACAUCGUAG